UCCUUUUAUAGGGCUGCAUUUCAUCUUAGGAGAAGGAUAAAGCAACCCAGUUUGGUGUGACUUGAUUGUCUUCAAAGACAGCUGUAACUUUCUUGCAUGAAUUAAUUCUGAUUCAUGACUAAAGACAAGUAAAUUACCAUCAUUCUUGGAAUUAAUUCCCUUCGUAACUUCUGCCAAAUAUGUCUUUCAGGGACUUCCUUAACUAUUGACUCGCAUGAGAAUGUGGUCAUAGAUGUAGACAUGAUCAAAGAAUAAAUGGAAAACAUUUUGAGAUUCUUCAUUGUACAUCUGUAGGUCAGAUAUUCCCUGAGAUCUCACGUGGCCCUUGGCUGCUCUUGGCCUUUUUAUGUGUACUUCUACCUCACUGUACUCAGGGGGUGGAAUUUGGGAACAGGAUCUGAUCAUCUGGAAAUUUUUGGUGUAGUCUCUAGCUAUGUAAUAAUCCCAAAUCAGUUUGAGAAUUUGAGGAUUAGCAGGUUUGUAUUUGCAAAAUUUAAUUUGUCAGCUUCACUGCUGGUGCAUCUGCCACCUGCUUUCCACUGCUGUGAUUGUCAGAGCAUGAAUUGAUGGCUGUCCACAGGAUGCAGUAAUAAAGCACACCACUCAAAAGUAGAAAGUACCUGAAGACACCCAGCAGAGAAUAAAUGUUAGCUACACCUUCUUUGUGUGGCAGUUAUUGGAGGUGUGCACACAGUGUGCACUAUCAUGCAUGCAAGGAAGAAGGUGGGAAAGGAUGAUAUCAUAGGGCAGAUGCUCUCACAGAUAAAUUUGUUAGCAUACCCUAGUGCAAUGAUCUUUCUUAACAGUUAAAGAAAAGACCUAUGAUUUUCAUCCUUUAGCUUAAAAUAGAUGUGUUGUGUUUAGUACAGUACUAAUGCAUGCUGAAAAUGUGACAGGUGCUAUAGCCAUAUAAAUAAAGUUCUUAGAAUAAAUUAAGAAAAAGCAUUUUGCUGGUUUAUUUUUGUGAAAUGAUAUACUUUUCAGAUAGUGUGCAGUUAGCCAUUUUUACUUUAUCCUUUGAACCUUCAACUUCUUCCAUUCUAGUGGCCUUUUUUGCCUACAUAAAAUACCAUAGUCCUGGGUUUGUCAUUAGACAAAAUACUAAAGUAUUGAAAUCUGGUUUCCCCCUAUUUUAUAACUGUAGAUUCUGAAUUAGCGAAAGUAAUUUCUUAAUCUCACCUCAGUUUUAGAACCUCUUUCUGGUAGUGAGGUAUUUCUUGGAUGUCUUGUCUGUAUUUUUUUUUCUUUUAGAUAUCACAGAACUAUCAAAAUUUAACUGUUUGUUAAGAAUAAUUAUGGAAAGAAUAUGCUGUAGCUGAUUUCCUUAAGUAGGAAAUCUCAUCAUACUCAGACGCUAACAUGCAAAUGCUGGUAGUGUAACUUGCUCACCCACAUUACCUCUAAGCACAGACAUAAUUGCAGACCGUGGCAGAAAGGUCACAUGUCCCUAAGAGUUCAUUCUUUUCAAAAAAUAUGCAAAUAUACACUGUAGGACUUUCGCUGGCUUACUGCAAAGCAUUUUCAUAAAUAAUUAAAGCAAGAUCUCACUUGUCAAAAUACAUGAGGAAAUCCAUCUUGUAAUGUGUUAGCCAUUAUUCAACAAGAACAGAAAUAUUAUCUUCACUUAUUUGCUGAUUUGCAAGAUGGGGUAAUUCAGCACUUAAUGAUAGCUGCUAUAAAAGAAGAAGAAAAAAUGAUUAGUUACACAAAGCCUGUCAGUCUUAUGAGAAAUCAUAAGAUUCCAAAGUAGUAACUUGGCUGCUUAAGACUGGUAAUAUUUGGGUUUGUUGAUGUUAGCACUGCAACAGGUUGGACUAAGGUUUUAUGGAAUCUCUUCCAUGGAUUGAACCAAAUUCCUUUACGAAUGCUAGAAAAAGGCAAGAACAUGAUGUGGCUGCUGAAUCAACCACGGGUCCCUUUGGUGGACAGUCAGGUGCUACAUUUGCUAUUGAAAGUUGUCUGAGCUGGAUGUCAGCAGAGAGCAGACUGCAACACCAGAGGCCACCUCAGAAACCUGUGUUGCCAGUUUCCACACUUUCUCUAAAGAAUGUUAUCCUUUUCUCUUGAGCCCUUUUUGACUGCUUGGUUUAUUUUUCUUUUCCCUCAUCUUUACACUUGCUUGCAUACUGUCAUCAGUUGUUGGUCCUGUACCUCAAGAAAACUACCACCUUGAACUUCUGAUUUGUAUCCAUACAGCCUUCUGCCUGUUCUCAAGUCUGCUUUCCCCCUCUGUUCUCAAUAUCAGUUCUUCGUGCACCUCUUUUCUUUGUAGCUUUCUUCAUAGAAAAAAUAGCCAGUUGCUUUGCAAGUUUCAGUAAGCACUGAGAACUGACCACUGCUGCUUGAGGAAGCCUUUUCUCCUGUGGAUCUCUGCCUUUCAGUUGAUUAACCUAAGUUUAUUAGAGAGCCUGUGUUUCACCGAAGGCUUCUGCUUGGUAUGGAGCUGCAGCUUCAUGCUGAUUCUCUGGUAAAUCAAGGGAGCAAUAAUAAUAAGGAAGAAUUUGUGUUACAGCAUUUUGUGUAGUUAGGAAACUCAAAUUCAUUACCCCUUUACCUUGGAGACACAUCUCCAUGCAAUUUCAAAGAGCUGUUUUCUUCAAGAUUUGUCACUGAAGCUUACCAGCAUAUUCAGAAGCUGUUGGGAUGAGGAGAGGCAAUCUCAUUCCAUAAGAAGUUAGACUAAAUUAUCAGCCAAUCCCUUUCUUUCUCUUUUCAUCUGACUGUGUUGCUAUUUUCUCCUUUUUCACUUCUAUUUUCCCUUCUUCUUUCUUCAUCAAAUUUGCAAUCUCCCUUCUGUGAUGUUAAAUCUUAAAUUCAUUCAUUUUUCCUCCUGCAUUUGCACCUUCCUCUGCUCUGAGGUUCUGAGGUUCUUCUCUCAAGAUUUUUUUCUUUUUUCCUUUCUGACUCAUUUACCUUUCACUUUGAACUCCUGGCAGUCUUGUUUCCCAAGGGAAACACAAAUGGAAAACUCUGCUCACAUCCUAUUUACCUAAUUAGGACCCUGAUCUUUUAUUUCUCUGUGCUGGCUUUCCAUUGGUUUUCUUCUAGUUUUCUCUCUGUUUCCUUCUCUUUUGCCUUUCUCUUUUGAGCUCCAGUGAAGCUGCUGCCACAGUGAUCAUUAUUAGUCAUCAUCUAAUGCAAGGAACAGUUUUCUGUCCUCCAGGUUUUGGGUUGAUGGCUGCCUUUGAUUCACCAGGCUUUCUUUUUCCUGGCUUUCAGGGCUCUUUUCUUACUGACUUCAAUAUCUCCUUAAAUGGCUCUUUAUCCACUUCCUGAUGCCAUUGCCCAAGGUUCAGUUCUUUGGUUUUCUAUUUAGAAAAGCAUGGUUUACUGACCUCUUUUUGUGGUAAACCAAUGGGGGAUGUCACACCAAUAUUCUGCUUAUAAUAGGUGUACUUUUAAUUGAGAUCCUUCCAUCCAGGAGCCCUUGGAGAGCUGUGGAUGGUGACUAUGACCUUUUGAUGUUCAAUUUGGGAAUCACUGUGCUGUAAAUUUUAUCUUCCCUCAACUGCCACCAACCCUUGGAUAAUUUCCAAAGUACUCCUCUCUCUGACUUCUCCCCUCCCAUCUUUCCCUGGUGUGUCAUCUUGCUCACCUCUCUGCUACCUUGGACACAGAGUUCAUGAAGACAGAACUUUCCACCCUCUCUUUGUGUCAUCACCAACUAUAAUGUCAGUUCUUUCAGACCAGUUCUUUCAGACAUCCUGCCAUGAUGACAUCAUUUCUGAUCUGCAGUAUUCUAUUUUACCCUACCUAUUGUCAUUUUUCCUCCAGAAUCUGAGAAUCUGGCUUCAGCUGCCUUAAUUGUCAAACCAUUGCUGUGGUUUUCUCACAUGGGAUUGGUGCUUUCUCCUGUCCUUCCUUCCUCUUUUCCCACUCACUGUCAUCCUUGGUUCUUAUUUUUCCAGGUACCUCAGAACAACCUCCUUACCUCCUUUGCCAAAUACUUUUGUGACCUUGCUGUCUUAUUCAUUACUGGAGUCUUCAGUACUGUGAUAUAGUAGGAAGACUACUCUGUGGCUUGUCAUGACAGACUAAUCAUUUAGGGUUUUAGAGGAUGGAGUAUUUCAUAAGAGGCACUUGUGAACCACAGUGAGAAUUUCAAAGUGGUUAAAAAAAAAAAACCCAAAACAUGCUUCUGUGCUUAUUUCUGGGUUUUAUACAAAACACAGAUGUGUGUGUGCCUCAUACCUGGUGAUUGGCUUUCUGUAUGUGUUUGAGUUUCAAAAUCAAACUGAUCUUCACAGUGUAUGUGUAUUUUGUAAGAAAAAUUCCAUAGACAUUCCAUCUUUUUAUGUGUAAAAGUUAGUAUUGUACAUUGACAAUAUUCAGCUUAUUUACAGCUUUUCCAUUUUGUAAAUUGCAUGGCAUCUCAGAGGUGGGUUUUGCAAUCUACUUAUGUUGUUUUAUGACCUCAGUUAUAGACUUGUGAGAUUUUUCUCUUUUUUUCCCCCCCAGUCUCUGGGUGUUGCUAGACAGCACGCAAACAAAUUCCAUUGAAAAUGAGCAAUUUGGAUUUAUCCAGCUAGUGCAAGUGGUUAUAGGGCUGACUGUCACCAAACGCUCAGCUCUUUGGUCCUGACUUCAGUCGUCAUUGUGGCCGGGUUUGCAGAAAGGGGGACUAAGAGUAGUGGGCUGGAUUCCCCACACAAUGCCAUCAUUGUGCGGGUGAGGAGGAGAAGCUGGUGUUCUGGCAGCUUCAGCUCUCUCUGAAAGCCUUGUCUCUUGUUCUGGGCAUUUAAAAGACAGCAUUCCUCUGCUGACAGUCCUGCCUGGAUUACUGGCUUGAAUUCGGUGGGCAGCAAAGAUGCCUAGAGCAGUUUCAUGGGAGAAGACAGCGCAGCAUAUAAGAGGGGCUUUUUCCGCAGGAGUAUCCAGAAGAACAUGGUUUACACAUGUCACAGAGAUAAAAACUGUGUUAUCAAUAAAGUUACCAGAAAUCGCUGCCAGUACUGCAGAUUACAGAAGUGCUUUGAAGUGGGAAUGUCCAAAGAAUCUGUCAGAAAUGACAGGAACAAAAAGAAGAAGGAACCUUCAAAGCAGGAGUCCACAGAAAACUAUGAAAUGACAGCAGAGUUAGAUGAUCUCACUGAGAAGAUCCGAAAAGCUCACCAGGAAACCUUCCCUUCACUCUGCCAGCUGGGAAAAUACACUACGAACUCCAGCGCAGAUCAUCGGGUUCGACUGGACCUUGGGCUUUGGGACAAAUUCAGUGAACUCGCAACGAAGUGCAUUAUUAAAAUAGUGGAAUUUGCAAAGCGAUUGCCAGGCUUUACAAGUUUGACCAUUGCAGACCAAAUAACUCUACUGAAAGCAGCCUGCCUGGAUAUUCUGAUCCUUAGAAUUUGCACAAGAUACACACCGGAACAAGACACCAUGACCUUUUCAGAUGGCCUUACCCUAAACCGAACUCAGAUGCACAAUGCCGGAUUUGGCCCGCUGACUGAUCUCGUGUUCACAUUUGCCAACCAGCUCCUGCCUUUGGAAAUGGAUGAUACAGAAACAGGUCUCCUUAGUGCCAUCUGCCUCAUCUGUGGAGAUCGCCAGGACCUUGAAGAACCAAUGAAAGUGGAUAAGCUUCAGGAACCCUUGCUUGAAGCACUGAAAAUUUAUAUCCGAAAGAGACGACCCAACAAGCCUCAUAUGUUCCCAAAGAUCUUAAUGAAAAUCACGGAUCUUCGUAGCAUCAGUGCAAAAGGUGCAGAACGUGUCAUUACAUUGAAAAUGGAAAUUCCUGGAUCCAUGCCACCUCUUAUUCAGGAAAUGCUGGAGAACUCUGAAGGACAUGAACCACUGACACCAACCUCAAAUGGAAAUACUGCAGAACACAGUCCCAGUAUCUCACCUAGUUCAGUGGAUAACAGCAGUGUCAGUCAAUCCCCUAUGGUGGAAUAAGACAUUUUCCAGCUACUUCAGACAUUCCUAAUACCUUAUGUACAGGGAUGAAAAGCAAGACAACAUUUUUACUGCUGCUUAGUUUCUGGACUUAAUAUAUAUCUAUAUAUGUAUAUAUAUAUAGAUAAACUCAACAAGGACCAAGAAAUUUUCAUAUGUAUCGAUAUAUACUCCUUGCUGUUUAAACUCUUAAAACUAGAAAAUGCAAACUUUUGAAACUCUAAAUCAGCCAUUUCAUGCAAAAAAAAAAA
Messenger RNA from Motacilla alba alba, 6146 nucleotides. RefSeq names its product retinoic acid receptor beta (gene RARB). The record is from RefSeq and is a predicted model, not a curated record. Lineage: Eukaryota; Metazoa; Chordata; Aves; Passeriformes; Motacillidae. Gene Ontology annotation, cellular component: nucleus; transcription regulator complex. Bases 4825 to 5895 code for a protein of 356 amino acids. Gene Ontology annotation, molecular function: zinc ion binding; RNA polymerase II cis-regulatory region sequence-specific DNA binding; nuclear receptor activity. Gene Ontology annotation, biological process: regulation of transcription by RNA polymerase II; cellular response to corticotropin-releasing hormone stimulus; retinoic acid receptor signaling pathway. The transcript is spliced from 7 exons.